Molecule: messenger RNA, 9950 nt
Organism: Paramuricea clavata
Lineage: Eukaryota; Metazoa; Cnidaria; Anthozoa; Malacalcyonacea; Plexauridae
Source: the annotation of a GenBank genome assembly
UACGUGGUGCGAGCUGAAAAAAUUUGUUUUAGACGAUCUAAAGCUGACAGGUCGUUGGACUUCACCUGGCGGCGAAGUCAAACUAUUCACGAGUGAUAAUUUAAGUAUAAAAUGGCAUGGGAAGUCUACUAAAUGGAUAACGGUGAUUGGAGAUCCUAGUGACACAUUAGACCUUACUAAUGUGUUGACGUCUAUAUCAGGAAAAGCUGCCGAUUGUCAGGAUGAAACCCCUGAAAAUUGUGAACUAAUCGACGCUGAUGAAGGCAAGCACAAUGGCUGUUCUAGUCCAGGUGAGCAAGCCAACGCUGAUAAAGACAUCCACAUUGGCUGUACUAGUCUGGGAGAACAAGUUGCAGGUAUGAGCGAAGCAAUUGAUUAAACUGCACCCUUGCCUACAAAUACGACUAAUAGGACCUUUCUACGUAGAAAGAGACAUUGUCUAAAGGGAUCUAAAUGUGAUUUGUCCCACUCUGCUGAUUCCCACCGACCUCUGCAGGUUGGCCCAAGUGGUUUUACAUCCUGUUUUCGAGUUCCAAGUCCAUACCCCGGGCCCACUAUAUUAAUUCCCAGCGACCUCUGCAGUCUGACCCGAGAGGUUUUCCAUCCCCUUUUCGGGAACCAAGUCCAUAUCCCGGCCCUUUGCUUCCACCUGCGAUAUCUCACCCACUUAUGAACCAUUUGCAGCCUUUCAUACAAUCCUUACCGACCUUGCAACCCCUAAUGGAUAUGCCCACAAGAACAAUCAGAUAUUGAUUAAGGAUUAUACCCGGAAGACCCAAAAUAUUAAGAACCUGAUCUCAAUUCCCCUUGUUACUAAUAGGAUCCCCCAAAAUCCUAUGAUAUCCCGACUAUAUUGUCCACUGAUGUUAGAUCAUUACCAAAGAAAAUUGAUGAGCUCCAGCAAAUUGCAGAGCUAAACUCUGCAAGUAUUAUUUGCAUUACUGAAUCGUGGCAAUCACCUGACAUUCCUGAUCAUUGCGUAUCUAUCCCUGGAUUCAACUUAUUUCGUAGGGAUCGCAUAGGAUCUUCUGGUGGUGGGGUCUGUGUAUAUUUGGAUCAUAAAAUACCUUGUAACCGUUUGGAUUCAUGUGACCAAUCUGAUGUAGAAUCAAUUUGGAUUUCAUUACGACCACAUAAACUCCCAAGAGAAAUUACAUCCAUUAUUCUAGGAGUAAUAUAUCAUUCAACAUCCAAUAAAGAACCUAAGAAUGUUGUCCUUAGAGACCAUGUGCAGAAUAACCUUGACUCAUUACUCUUUAAGGAACCUAACACUCUUGUUUUACUUACAGGUGACUUUAAUCCCACGUCUACAGGUUUUAAAAUGAAAUAUAUCACACAGGUGAACCAUCUUAAACAACUUAUAUCUUUUAAAACCAGAGAUUCUGCCGUAUUGGAUUGGCUGUUAACAAAUAGACCUAAGAUGUUUGAAGUAUCUAGAUUGCCAAAGAUUGGUUCGUCUGACCACUAUACGAUCUUAGCAAAACCAAAUAUAGCAAUAUCAUCUAAACGGACUAUUACCAAAAUUAGAAUCCGAGACAUGCGGAACUCUGCGUGGUGUGCCUUUGGAUGAUGGAUAACAAAAAAAAACUGGUCAUCGGUAUUAAGUGCGAGUACGAGCAAAGAUAAAUUUGACCUCUUUAUGUCAGAGCUUGACCAAGCAGUUAAUACCUUUCUCCCACAGAAAAUUAUUAAAAAGCAUCCGACAGAUCGACCGUGGAUUACUAAUACGAUAAAACUGUGGAUUUCUGGACGCCAAUGUGAGAGAGAUUAAAAAACUAUCAGGCCAAAAUAUCCGACAGGAAUGGUAUCAUCAGUUCCUUGAUAACAACACGGAUAUAGAAUCCCUAACUAAUAAAGUGAACGACUUCUUUGUUAGUCUUACAGAUCACUUCGCCCCUCUGAGCCAACCAACUCCACCUAUGCAAAUCCCGGAAGAAUUCUUGGUUACGGAAAGUGAGGUGUUUAAAGCAUUAGCAUCACUGCAAAUUAGUAAGGCGAUUGGCCCUGAUAAUAUCCCAAAUAGAAUCCUGAAAGAGUUUGCUCCUGAACUGGCUCCAGUCAUUCGUAAUAUUUACAACCAGUCAAUGAAAGAAGCGAAUAUCCUAUCACCACUUAAGUCAUCUAUCGUAAUUCCAGUUCCGAAGAUAUCACCUCCUCAAACAAUUGAAAAUGAUCUCCGCCCAAUCUCGCUUACUUCUUCAAUGGCAAAAGUUAUGGAAGGCUUUACUUGCACUAGACUAUUAAAGGACUUGGAAGGAAAAAUCGACCCUCGCCAAUAUGCCCACAAAGGGCACUCAACAACAGAUGCCCUUCUCUACACGAUGCAAACAAUUCAUGAGGCAUUGGACGGGGGCGAAGCUGGUGCUUGUAUCUUCUUCGCAGACUUCUCAAAAGGUUUUGACCUAAUUGACCACUCUAUUUUAAUACAAGAACUGUAUAAUUUAAGCUCCAGGUUCACCCUGCCUUGCUGUCCUGGAUCUCAGCCUUUUUAUUCAAUCGUAGGCAGGCGGUUAGAAUUGGUAGUGUCCUUUCUCAAUGGCAAACUCUGAAGGGAGGAAUACCCCAAGGGACUAAACUCGGAGUGGUACUUUUUAUGGUCAUGACAAAUACCUUACUGGCUAAUUGGCAUCUCUGUACAAAAUUCGUGGAUGAUACUUCAGCCCUCGAGAUUAUUCCUAGGAACUCUAUCAGCCUCCUUAAUUUUGCAGUCUCUGAUAUACAUGAAUUUGCUAAUGAACAUAACAUGAAGCUCAAUCCUAAGAAGUGUAAGGAAAUGCUUAUAAACUUCCUACAUAACCCCAAUUUCUUACUCCGACCAAUCCAAAUUGGUAACAAUAUUAUUGAGUGUGUGACAACGUAUAAAUCUUUGGGUGUCAUUUUGAGUAGCGACCUAAAAUGGAAUCCCCAUAUCGAAUACAUUGUUAAGAAGGCUAACAAAAAACAAUACCCUUUAAGAGUCCUGCGAAGAGCUGGGGUUGACCAAAAGAAUUUACUGAAAGUGUACCUGUGCACAGUAAGACCGGUACUUGAGUAUGCCAUCCCUAUUUGGCAAAACAUUCCAGAUUAUCUAUCGAAGGAAAUUGAGUCGGUCCAAAAACGAGCACUAAAGAUAAUUUUCUCGGAGAGCGAGUCAUAUGCGGAGGCCCUGAAUUUUGCACAACUACCAACUUUAACCACAAGAAAAGUGCAAAUAUGUCAGAAAUACAUGGUCAGAAUGAGGCGAGAAAACCAUCCUCUAUUGCCAAUCCCUGGUGUUCCUGACCAUGACAUUAAUUUGAGACAGAACACUGAUCGAUUUUAUCUAUUUAAUAAUGUUAUUGAUUGCAGAACAAUUAAAGCUCAAUCCUUUUUUACAUUUAAAUACUCUUAAUAUGUUGUUCCUGACCAUGACAUUAAUUUGAGACAGAACACUGAUCGAUUUUAUCUAUUUAAUAAUGUUACUGAUUGUAGAACAAUUAAAGCUCAAUCCUUUUUUACAUUUAAAUACUCUUAAUAUGUUAAGAUUUUUUUUUAAUAUAUAUGAAAAUUGUAAAUAAUUAUGCAUGCACUAUUUACUAUUUUGCUAAAUGCCUAAUGAUUAUAACUCCUGUAAAUAGCCUAGAUUCUAAAGCAUAUCCAUGUACUAUUUUAUAGCAUAUUCUUAUCUAUUGUAAAGUACUCGUUAAUUCAGUUGUUUCUGUAACUGCAAGAGAGUCCUAAUAAACUAUUACUAUACUAAAUGGCCGUAUCUCCAUUAGUUCUGUCAACAUUAUCUUUUCGUCUUCCAUCUUCAACAUGUGUGUAGCAAGACUUGAAUGAUUCUUUGUAAACCAUAAGUUGUGUUGUGUUUCUUUGAAUGGCCCUAGUCAUUUUGUUACCACUGAAGUCAUGCAGGAUAAACUUGCACUUCAUAGGGUGUUCCAUUUUGAGAUCAUUUGCCACAUUAUAUGCUUUGUCACCUUUAGUAUUUAUUCAUUGUCUGUACAUAAUUCAUGCAGCCCAUCUCCAAGAAUUACAAUUUUUACCAUUUUAUUAAAAUAAAAUAAAAAUACAAAAGCAAAUAUUAAAAAAACCCACCCGGAUUUGGCAAAGCUUAUUCUGGGCGGGGGAUUAUACACACAACAAAAUCAUAUAAAGAAAUAUUUUGGCUGUAGAGAUAUAAUGGCCAUAUGCAUGUGUUUGUUUUGCUUUUUUUGAGUUGAUAAACAUUAUGUAUUACCAUUAACGUGUAAUAGAAUUAUUCCCUAGAAAUAUUUCAGGCUAUUUUCAAAUCAUAAUUUGUUAAUUAAAUUAAUAAACCGUCGAAGCUGUCUGCAUAAUAUAAGCAAGAUCAACAUAGUCAUCACAAGAAUUUAAGAUUUCUAGAGAUUCGCUUACAUUUCUUUUUAAAUGUUGAUUUACUCAAAUUACGAAUUGAUAGAGGUAAACAGUUCCAAAUUGUCAUGCCGAUUGUUGAUAGUGAUUUUGAAGUCUAGCUCUGGGUUGAUACAAAUUCUUACGAGCUGCCACUCUUGUGUUAUAACUGUGUACAUCACACACAUUCGCAAAUAAGGUAGUAUUAUGUAAGGGAUAUUUUCCAUUACAAUAUCAUGCAUAAAGCAUGCAGUAUUAUAAAAAUAAAGAAAACUCGUUGGCAAUAUUUUGAAAUCGUAAAAUGAAGGUAUUGCAUGAUCUCGAGAUAAUUAGCAAAAAGAUGUCAAUCUACCAUACAUAACUUUCUCAAAAAUUGUAUUAAAUAUUGGCAACAAAGAUAUUGGCCUGUAAUUAUCAGGAUCAGUUUCAUUGCCAGAUUUAAAUAUCAGGACAAUUUUGUCAAUUUUUAGCUUUGAUGGAAAUAUACCAUUCUGUAUGGACAUGUUAAUCAUAGUGGCAAGGGAAGAACUUAUAAUCGAUUUUGAAAGCUUUAAGAUAAAAAUUGGAUAAGAAUUUAUGCACCAGUCAAAGUAAACACCGACCCCCCCUCCCGGAUAUAGGUGGGGAUUGGCUUUGAAUACCGUACCAAAACAGACAAAUGCCCCACAAUAUGGUACAACAUUUUCCAGCAAAAAAUGCCCCACCCCGGGGGAAAUUGUAAGUCGUGUGAGCAAAUUUAUCUCCUGCAUAAUAUCUCCUCGACAAUCUCCGGGCCGCCACAUAAAUCAUUCACAUUUUAAAAUAUUAAUAGUUUGUUCCGAAACUCAAAAGAACAAUAAAAACAUAUUAAUAUAAACAAACAAAUGUUGAGCUUUCCACAACAAUAGAUUCCAUGGAUGGAUGGACAUAUUAACUGGUGUUAACAUAUACAUUGAAAAGAAAUUAAAUUAAUAAUAUAUUUAUAAAAUUCCUCUCGAUUUCACUUCCGUCACCACCUUGUGAGCAUGCCAUCUUGACCUUUGUCACAUGGUAUAAAAUGGUAGAACCAGCUGGGGAUUCCAUUGGACAAAACGGUACAAAAUGGCCGCAGACAAUCCCCUAAGAAUCCCCAUUAUCUUCCCGGCGUAAUUCUGCAGAAUAACAAAACCAACAAAUUCCUGACAUAGUUGGGACAGAAUUCGAUGACAAAAAGCCACUAAAUCCCCCACCAAGUCCCCUCUUUGUCCGGGGUGGGGGUCGGAGUUUACUUUGACUGGUACAUUAAUCCAUAAGUCUUAUUUCCUGGGAUUUGAUUUAUUUGAUUCUCAACCUCAAUGGAAGUCACAUCAUAAAAAAGAAACUUUCCCUAAUAGAGUUCUUUAGAUAAGAUGAAAAUGACUUAUCUGUUGAACUAAAUUUACUUGACAAAUUUUGACCAACAGUUGCAAAAUGCUUAUUUAAAACAUUGGUCAUCUCAGUGUGUUCAGAUGUUGUGGAACUGGAAUUGGGACUCUUGAUAAUAGUAACUGUCUUAGGCCACAUAAAAAAAAAUAGUUGGUUAGCGUCCUUAGCUUUUGCCAAAAAGUGGGCGGGCGGGCGUUUUUUUUAAAAUUUAUACUAAUUUUUAAUGCCUUGGUUUUAGGGUUUGAAACGUUUUUAUGGAUUUCAAAAUAUGAUUCAUACCGUCAUUUUCGCAGGCUUUAUAUUCUAGAACAAGGUUUUUAAAAUAAAAGACUGAUUUAUAAAAGAUUCACUGUAUAUUGGAAGUUAAUAUCUUGCAUAUUUAAAUUUAUUAUUAAACACAAAAUGGAAGAAUAUAUUUAAUAAGCUGAAACGUCAAACUUUAUAUCUGAUAUAUAAAACGGUUUAAUUAAUAAACGACAGUAAGACACAACCGCAACUCUAUUUUUUCUUCCCGUUUCACAAAAAACUGUUCGAUCUGAUUAAAAAUAUCCUUCCUAUAAAUUUGGCUAAAACCAACGAAACACAACAUUUUCCGAGAAAUAAAAUAUUUUGCUUUUUCAUAUACACGUAUACGAGAAAGCCACUUUCGGAAGGGCGCACUACAUGCGCAUGCAUUGUUUUAAACACGGUUGCGCAAGUCUAAAUGAUUAAUUGUGCGAGUGUCAAGAAUACAGAGGCAAUAGACCUUGCCGAUUAUUCUCUUUUACCCAAUGGCCUCGUUUCCAUGCUAACUUAUCUUAGCAUGUCAGGGGAAGAUAAAGAUUAUAUUCCCAUGUUUUCCUGGACGAAUUUGUUUCUUGCUGUUCUUAGGCUCAAUAACAAAGUAAUUUUCAACCUUACUAAGCACAAGACAUGAGUAAGUAUUUCACAUGAAAACGAGGGCAUUGGGUAAAAGAGAAUAUUAAAUCAGCAAGGUCUAUACACGGUUGUAAUCAUAUCAGUGUGUUCAACAGUCACUUUUGGUUUGAUUUUUUCCCCCUUCUAGCAAUUGCAUUUUUCUUCAGCUCAACACAGUCUUGGCACUGGGGAUAAUAACCUUCCUUCUCUAAAAGGUCGUCUUCAGCACCACAAUGUAUACAAAUUAGUUCAAAUCCUGCAGAGUAGUAUGUGAAUUCAAUAUCUGAACGACAGGAAAGAUUUGCUCGUACAUGGACAUUCUGGAUAACACUUGUAAUGUUGUUCUCAUCAUCUUCCUCGUCCUCAUCCUCGACACUUAAGUUACUUCCACAGCUAAACAGGAUUGUCUCCAACAAUACUUCAAGCUUGUCACGUUUCUUCGACAGCUUUUUCUGUGCAUGCAUGCAACGCCACUUUCCGCAGUCUUCGCACUGUAUAGCAGUUCCUAUGUUUUUGGCAGUCUGAGCUGUCGGGUUAAACGGACACUGGUGGCCUUUCUCCAAAGCAGCCUUAGCAGAUGCAGGGUUUUCAUUACUAGGCGGGUACCACCUGUUUGGCCUAAGACUGCCGGCUAUUUUUUUGUGUCUGGUAAAUUUUUCUGAGCCACGUAUAAAACUUUUAAUAAAAAAUAAUUUAAGUAUUGUCAGUCUAUCAAGCAUAUGUAUAAUUAUUUAAAAUGACAAGUUAGGUAUUAGUGUUUUCGUUUUCCAUAGUAAACUUAUAAAAUAGGUUCAUAACUCACGAGUUUAUGUCGUAUAAAUAUUUCACAUUGUUUUGAAAUUUCUCUUGCCAUUUUCUCGCAACUCGAAUUUGAACGAUCAGCGGUUGCCGAUCUAUCUUAUGCAAUACUUCGUAAAAUAUUUGCAUUAAGGCCCAACAAACAUGGCAGGUGAAAAUUGAAAACAUGGCGAGUAAAAAGCGUGGCAGAGGAAAUUCAACAGGCUUUCAUACAUCAGCUUUUGAUGCAUUUUUCACUCACAAGCAGAGAAGAAUGGACAUAUUACCCUAUUGUUUUUAAUAUUAAAUAAUCGUCACAGGUCAAUGUUUUCUUGUCACGGGUCAGUGAUAAAAUGCAUAUAAUUAUAAAUUCUGUUUCAACACAGUGUCAGUCUGGCUGUCAUGACAAAAUAAUUUAAAACUAUUUUAUAAUAGUACCAUAUACCAGUUCACAGUGACACUACAAUGUUGUUAAAUGAAUAAAGAUAUAAUAAAAUCUAUUUCAUAUUGUCAAAAUUUCUGAAGCAAAAUUUCUGAAGUAGUAUUUGAGUGUAUCUCUGAAGCAAAAUUUUUGUAGGUUUGUUUCCUUUGACAUAGUUUACCAAUGACCAUGCCUGACCUUGUUAAUAUAUACAGUAAGACUUUAUGUACUAGGCAUCAGACUCCCCUAUGAAAACAUGGGGGUCAUUAGCUUGUCUCUCCUUACAGGAACUAAAUAUAAAUAAUAAAUUUAUACAGAGAAACAAUGCAUAUUCAUUUGAUAUAUUAGCCUCUGCUCCUUACUAAACUCUACUAAUGGGCCCUCCCAUGGGGUGAAGUAUGACAAGCUCACACCACCCACCCCUCACAUAUGCCCUUGUUCCCAGAGGGAGGAGGUUCUGAUGAUAAGUGCAUUAAACUUAAAGUUACCAAAAUAAUCAAGAGAAUAUGCUUAAAAUUCCAAAAUCUUAAACAAACACCUACAGUAUAAUCCAUAUGAAUCAUGUCAGUGCCACUCUAAUAUUUUCAUUUAUUAAAACUGAAUUUGUUUUUUUUUGCCAAAAUAUUUGAUAGCUGCUAAUGUAUGGAUGUGUUUGUAUGUUUCAGAACAUAAAAGUUGUGAUUAUUGUUAAAAUUAUUUUUUUUCUUGCAACAAGAAAUCUACCCAACAAGAAUUUUUUUCUUGCAACAAGAAAUCUACUCUACAAAAUUUUCAUUUGUUAUUAGCAUUCUGGUGCACCAUUCAACUUUUUGUGCAUAAAUGAUCCCGUAGGCGAUUGUAAAAACUCCAACUGCAAAUUUAGUUUAUAGAGUUGAGAUUUUACUAGUUCCCCCCGAAAAAACCCACAAAGUUUGUUUAAUCAUCUUUGUAUGUAGUUUUUGGGGUACCAUGUAUUUAUGUACACAUUACAAAUAAUCAAAAAUUAUUCAAAAUGUCCAAAGAGGUUGAGAAGAGUGCACUUGCAUUAUCACACUUUUGUUCACAAAAUAUUAUUUACGAUUUUUUUAGAUGGUGAUGUUCAAGUGGACAAAGAUAAAAAUGAAACUCAAACAGAAACAGAAAGUACAUAUUUUACUGCACCAGCUGAUUCAAACUCAAAUAAAGACAAAGAAACCAGACGUUUACCAGUAGCUACAAUAGAUGAGGCUGGUGCCAUAAAAUAUAUCAAUGAAUCAUUCAGCCACAAUAUAAACAAAGUACACAGUUUCUACUUGUGCAAAAACAAGAAAUGUACCAACCUGAAUCCAGAUGAGGUGAAGCGUAUCAGUACAAAAGGAGAUCGUUUUCAACAUGCUUGGAUAACAGAUAAUAAAUUAACUUACUGUGAAAAAACGGGAUAUAAUUGGCUUAUUUACGAGGAAGGUGAGGGCAUGUUCUGUUUCAUUUGCCGAAAGCACAAUGCUGAAAAUGAAAAAAACAAGUGCAAGAAGUUUAAUCUUCAGGCUGGAAUCCGCUUUAAACGUAAAGCAGUAGAGAAACAUGCCAAUAGUCAACAGCAUAAAGCUGCAAUAAUGUGUGAACUGAUUAACAGAACCUCUCCAUUCCAGGCAGAACUUGACAGGAAAGAACAGAAAAACGAUGCUGUGUAUUACAAUGCUUUUCUGGCAAUAUAUUGGCUAGCAAAAGAAGAGUUACCAAACUUCAAAAUUUCAAGCUUUUUGGAUGUGCUUGAACAAUUAGGAUUGACAGAUAUGAAAUAUUUUCAGCAUUGCUCAGCUGGAUCAUUCAGAGAAAUGUUCUUAGCGCUGGGGUAUCAAAUUAAAUCACAAGUGGCAGAGAAGUGCAGAAAAGCAAAUUGGUUUGGAUUACUUGUGAUGAAGUUUGCGACAUUUCUAAUCAAGAACAGUUGCUAACUUUCAUUAAGUAUGUUGACCCACAAGCCAAUAAAGCUACAACAGAUUUUCUGUCUGCAAAUGACCUGUUUCAGAAUUCACAGUCAGCAGAUGCCAAUACCAUUUGGACUGUUCUCAAUAAACAACUUGAAGAUAGCAAAUUGGAAAAAUCUAAGCUUGCAAGCUUUGCAAGUGAUGGAGCAUCUGUGAUGACAGGAAAGAAGAAUGGCGUGAUAAGCUUCAGAUAA